This is a messenger RNA of Moneuplotes crassus, 676 nucleotides long. NCBI's taxonomy places the organism in Eukaryota, Ciliophora, Spirotrichea, Euplotida, Euplotidae. The record is from the annotation of a GenBank genome assembly.
CUAAAUAUUCAUAAAUGAACACCCCGAUUAAAGUACAACAGAAGGUCUUCGCCAAGAAGACUCCUAGGAAACACUCUGAGCCAUUGGAUGACUGGGAUAUUAGUGAAGAUGUUCUCUCUGAGUCAUUUAUUAUAGCUCCAAGGCCUAAAGGAGUAACAGAGAAGAAGAUUGCCGGUUCCUUUGGAGUUAGUAAAGCAUGCUCGGAACAUGGAAGCUUUUGAACUACCCCCGCAGAGCCUUCUUAUGAGUUGAAGAAGAAUCUUCAGAUUCCUCAUUCAAAGUUUAGAAAAUGCUCAAUGAAGUCUGAGUCGGAUGGUGAGUCAUCUGAAGAGUGUCACAUGAGCUUGCAAUCAGAGAUUAGUAGUUUACUACAGCAGCUAAUCCAGAGAAAGAAAAAGAAGAACUCUGAUAUAUCUCUCAAUAGUAAGAGUGAGUCUACCCCAUUCGUAAUGAAGAAGAGCAACUUCCAUCAGUGCAAUCAAAAUGACUCUUCAGAGAAAAGUGAGCAUCAGGGUGAAUAAGACUCCAGUUUGUAUUAAUAGAGAUACUAGUACAAGACUCAUCAAUAUUCUUUGACUCUAAAUAUGCUCAGAUCUUAGUGAAUUUUUCAAAGAUAAUUUCUCUAAGCAAACAUUCUAGAAGUGUUUAAGAAUCUUCAUUUAUACAUAACAUAUUC